AUGUGGGUGUCGCUCAAGCUCGUGCUCCUCGCCCAUCCCGCCGCCGCCGGCGACGUCGUCAAUGCGCGCCUAGACUGCUGGCUCGUGGAUCCCGCGGGUUUGGCCGCGCAGUCGGAGGCCAGGACGGUGUCUGCAGCCUUCCGGGGCCACCACGGCGUCGAGUCGGCGCCGCUCGUGCUGGCGCACAGGCGCGACCUGGAGAUCUCCAGCUACCUUGGGGCCGACGGCACCCUCACCGUGAAAUGCACCAUCACGGUGCUUCGGGAACAGCGCCCGAGAGUGGACGUGCCCGCGUCGCUUCCUGUGCCGGCCACAGACCUGGACCGGCACCUCAGGGAGCUCCUGCGGAGCGGGACGGGAUCCGACAUCGCGUUCGUCGUCUCCGGCAAAACGUUCCCCGCGCACAAGGUCGUGCUCGCCGCGAGGUCACCGCUCUUCAUGGCCGAGUUCUUCGGGGACGCGAGCGAGAAGAAGUGCGCGCGGCGCCUGGAGGUCCACGGCAUGGAGGCGGCGGAGUUCAAGGCCAUGCUGCACUUCAUCUACACAGACACGGCACCGGAGCUCGACCGACACGACGAUGAGGAGUCGGUGGCAUUGACCUGUAGCCUCCUCGCGGCCGCCGACAGGUAUGGGCUGGACAGGCUCAAGCUGAUCUGCUCGCAGAAGCUCUCUGCUAGCAUUUGCGUCGGGACGGUGGCCAGGAUUCUGGCUCUGGCGGACAUGAACAACUGCCCGCGGCUCAAGGCGACGUGCGUUGAGUUCAUCGUCGGAACGCCGGCGAUUCUUGGUGCCGUGUUGGCGACGGAGGGCUACAAGGACCUGGAGGCGAACUGCCCUUGGGUGCUGGCUGACAUUCUCAAGUCUGCAAGCGGGAGAAAAAAUUGA
This is a messenger RNA of Triticum turgidum subsp. durum (durum wheat), 885 nucleotides long. The record is from the annotation of a GenBank genome assembly. Lineage: Eukaryota; Viridiplantae; Streptophyta; Magnoliopsida; Poales; Poaceae.